AUGGCGGCUCAAAGCUCCUCUCUGAGAGAAAUACUAGGCCCUAAUGUUGGAAUUGAUCUAGCUGCUGGGAGCAUGGGUGGAGUUGCGCAGGUUAUAGUGGGCCAACCUUUGGACACGAUUAAAACUCGUGCUCAGAUUGCCCCGAGGAUGGCCUCGCCCCUUCUUGGAAUUGCUGGUGUAAAUUCAUUGCUAUUCGCAUCCUACGCGAUCUCGAAGCGGAUUGUUUCGCCUUUUCCCGAAUUAUCUCUGCCAGAAAUUGCCGCUGCAGGAGCAAUGGCUGGCGCAGCUAAUUCCGUUCUCGCUAGUCCCGUUGAAAUGUUCAAAGUUAGGAUGCAAGGUCAAUAUGGAGCUAAAGGUGAUAAAAAGCUUUCGAUGGUAUUUUGGGAUAUGUGGAGGGACUAUGGAUUUAGGAAGGGCGUCAUGCGAGGAUUCUGGCCCCCUUUGAGACAGGCAACUGUAGCGCGCGAGAUACCGGCGUAUGCGGGCUUCUACACUGGGUACGAGUUCGCCAAGCGAAAAUUCCGUUCGAAGUACGGAAAUCAAGUCCCUGUGUGGGGGCUAUUAGCGAGUGGUUCUUGCGGUGGGGUUUUUCAACCUCUUGGAGUUCGCAAAGACGACUCUGUUGUAACAGAUAUGUUACUGGCUAUCCUGCUAUCCUCUUGCGGCCUUAUUACUUUGGUAGAUGUUGUCAAAUCUCGAGUACAGCUUGCGGAUACACCACCAAAAGGACUCGACUACAUUGCGCAGGAGCUUCGGGCUAUUGUAAGAGAAGGCGGAGCUGCCGGACUGUUUCGAGGGCUUUCGCCGUCGCUACUUCGAAGUAUUCCCGCGGCAGCGUCAACUUUUGCGGCUUACGAACUGACGAAAGUGUAUUGA
This is a messenger RNA of Rhizoctonia solani, 876 nucleotides long. RefSeq names its product mitochondrial carrier protein. NCBI's taxonomy places the organism in Eukaryota, Fungi, Basidiomycota, Agaricomycetes, Cantharellales, Ceratobasidiaceae. Gene Ontology annotation, biological process: mitochondrial L-ornithine transmembrane transport. The record is from RefSeq and is a predicted model, not a curated record. The coding region runs from base 1 to 876 and encodes 291 amino acids. Gene Ontology annotation, molecular function: L-ornithine transmembrane transporter activity. The transcript is spliced from 9 exons.